AUGGCUAGACCCCUCAUGAGCCCUCUGCUGCUUGAGAACACUUCAACCCCUGCCAAACCAGCUGGUCAGGUCUGCAAAGGGCUCUCUGAUGGCAAAGCAAGCGAAAAAUGGGCGGCAGAUACAUCAGCAGUCCCUUGGUCAACCCCCAAGAAGAGGGAUGAGCUUCAGGAUCAGUUCAGCCUGUUCAGCAAGCUGGAUAACGAUGAGCAUAUGCAACGCCUGCUUUUUCGGAAGGUUCAGAAGGGCUUUGAUGAGAAGGCAUACCAACUGGCAGUAGCCCAGCGAAAGAUUGAGGCACUACAAGCAGAGGUUGAUGCCAGUAGGGCCAGGAAACGCAAGAAGGUCAAAAUGAGCCCAAAUUCGAAGUUUGCUGAUAUUGAGGCUAUUCGGAGGGCUCAAAUCGAGGCGGGAGAACUUUACGGUUUCCGCUUUGCUGACUGGGCAGGAGGUGAAGCCUCAGCCCAAGACUUUGGCAUCUCGCAUGCCGUGGUCGUGCCACCGAAUGCCAGCCGAAUCAUAGUUGGCGGUCAACUUGGAAUCAAAGAAGACGGUUCAAUCCCUGAAAACAUCGAGGAUGAAGUAAAAGAAGCCUUCGAACAUGUCUCUCGCAGCCUCAAGGCGGCUGGUCUUGGCGACGACGCAUGGGAGCACGUCUAUUCUGUGAAAACUUUUGAAGUUGCGCACAAUGGCAAAGGCAUUGCUGGUGUGGUGAUCCCAAUUGCAAAGUCUUAUCUGAAGAAUACCCGACCUGUGUGGACGGGCGUGGAGGUUAAAUCUCUGGUCUUCCCUGCGCUACAUAUUGAAAUCACUGUCGAGGCCUAUUUGCCGAAAUAG
Molecule: messenger RNA, 834 nt
Organism: Colletotrichum aenigma
Lineage: Eukaryota; Fungi; Ascomycota; Sordariomycetes; Glomerellales; Glomerellaceae
Exons: 3
Coding region: 1-834 (277 amino acids)
Source: RefSeq, a predicted model, not a curated record